GUAAAGAGCGAGCGGACAGAAUGAGUUUCACUCCGAGCUGCAGUUGUGGCCACACUGGUUCUUAAAGCAGUAUUAAAAUAGACAGUGUCCAUCUGGAUUUGCGUCCUUUGUGAUUUUGCUCUGCUCAGCAGCCAAUGUGAGGCUGCAGCUACUCCUCCAUCAGCUUUUACUCAUCAAACAAUCACCACUGACUGGCUGCGGUACAGAUGUUAGGAGACAAGGCUCACGGUGUGACUUUGAAGGUUAUGGAAUACACAUAUGAUGAUGACCUUGAAGAGCUGUGUCCUGUGUGUGGAGACAAAGUGUCUGGAUACCACUACGGUCUGCUCACUUGUGAGAGUUGCAAGGGCUUCUUUAAGAGGACGGUGCAGAAUAACAAGAGGUACACAUGUGCGGAAAACCAGGAGUGUAAAAUAGACAAGACCCAGAGGAAGAGAUGUCCUUUCUGUCGCUUCCAGAAAUGCCUCAACGUCGGGAUGCGGCUAGAAGCGGUGCGAGCAGACCGCAUGCGUGGGGGGAGGAAUAAAUUUGGCCCAAUGUACAAGAGAGACAGGGCCUUGAAGCAACAGAAGAAGGCUUUGAUACGAUCCAAUGGUUUCAAGCUGGAGAGCGCAGCUCUUCCACCAGCAUCUCCGCUGCAGACUGACUAUGGCUUCACCGGCACCCUGCACACGCUGCCCACCAUUUCCAAAAAUUUGCUCCCCUCCACCCCAAGCUCCAUCACCCCGACAGACUACGAGGCCACCCUCUAUGGACCCCCAUCCUUAGGCAUGGCCAUGCAGUCCCACAUGCCGAUCACUAGCCAGUACCAGUACACAGCCUUCCCUGGCAGGGCAAUUAAAGCUGAGUGUCCUGACUACACCAGCUCACCUGAGUCUCUGACAGGAUACCCCUACCCAGACAUGUACCCCUCAGCCUCACCACAGCCGACCAGCCUGCCACCACUGGUGCUGGAGCUGCUGCGCUGUGAUCCAGAUGAACUGGUGGUGCAGAAUAAGAUUGUGACUCAUCUGCAGCAGGAGCAGAGUGGCCGGGGCCGGCUGGACAAGCCCAGCACCUUCAGUCUAAUGUGUCGCAUGGCAGACCAGACUCUCUUCUCCAUAGUGGAGUGGGCUCGAAGCUGUAUCUUCUUCAAGGAGCUCAGGGUGGGAGAUCAAAUGAAGCUGCUCCAUAACUGCUGGUCGGAACUCCUGGUCCUGGAUCACAUUUUCAGACAAGUGCAACAUGGAAAGGAAGACAGUAUCCUGCUGGUGACCGGCCAGGAGGUGGAGCUGUCAUCCAUCCUGUCCACAGCUGAGGUCACUCUGUCCGGUUUGGUGCAGAGAGGUCAGGAGCUGGCGGCGAGGUUGCGGGUGCUGCAGGUUGACCGCAGAGAGAUCGCCUGCAUGAAAUUCCUCCUCCUGUUCAACCCCAAUGUGAAGCUGCUGGAGAACCAGGCAUUUGUGGAGGGUGUCCAGGAACAGGUGAAUGCGGCUCUGCUGGAGUAUACCCUGUCCACCUACCCUCAGUUCCAGGAGAAGUUCAGCCAGCUGGUGAUGCGGCUGCCAGAGCUGCGCUCCCUCAGCACGCAGGCCGAGGACUACCUGUGCUACAUGCAUCUGAGCGGAGAGGUGCCCUGCAACAACCUGCUCAUUGAGAUGCUGCAUGCCAAACGAGCGUGAGUGUGAGGCAUGUGCGCAGAAGGCUCCCCCGUCAUGUGCUGUUUGUUUAAGUGAGUGUGUAAGGGAGAGUGUGAGAGAGGUGAACAAAAUCUAAGGAGAUACACAGGUUCGUACUGGGUCAUCUUAGUGAGUUGAGUUGAGUUGAGUUGGAGAGGAGAAAAUGUUCUUUUGAGUUUGGAGUUAUAAAGUGCCAUCUCUACUCAAAGCAGUUUGGCUAUUUUGAAUGUUAAUGUUUUUAUAUCCUUGAAAGCUCCAUUAACGGGACCUUUGUAAACUGGAUUUUCUGCCCUGUUUUCAAAAACCUAAAAAUAAGAUCGGCCUGUAGAGCUGCAUUCAAUUCUCUUUUACCAAAUAUAACACAAAUCCAAUGGCACCAACAAGAUUUCCUACGUCCCACAGCUGCCCAGCAAACAUUUAAACUCAGUGAUACUGAUAGGAUGUUUUUAAUGUGAGAUUGGGUGCUGGGUGAGCUGAUGUCCAUCUGUCACGAAACAAGAUGGGACUAUUUGUAUGAAAACAUCUGAUGGUUGGGUAGCUACCGUGCACCUUAUGCGACCUUAUGAUACCAAGAUCAGCAAUGUUGUUCCCAGAUUAUUAUUAUUAUUAGAUUAUUAUUUAGAUGCAUACAGACAUCAGGGUUUUAAACACUGUGGUCUUGUCAGACUAGAUUAAAACUGCUCUUAUCUCUGUAUUUGUUCUUCAAGUCACUAACCUUACAAAAAAAAUUAAACGCUGUGGCUCAGUAUAGUUUUACUUUAAUCUAUUUAGAUGUUAAUAAAUUGGUAUAUCAAAGCCGGAUAUGUUAAGAGAAAUAUAAUUUUUCAUCAAACUCUGAAAUAGAGAGGGAGAGGGACACAGGCAAAUAAAGGAGACGGUAAACAGAGAAACUGCACUCAGUAUACACCGUGCUGUGUGGGUGAAAAAAUAAAAGGAAUUCAGAGCAGGGAGGGGAGGGAGAAAAGACACAUCAGUGUGCUAAUUGUAAGAAAGAGACGAAUGAAAACAGAAAACGUGUGAAAGCAAGAGGAAGCAUCCGUGAGUGUUUGCCCUUCAGCAAAGAUGACACAGGGAGGGAAAAGAUGCAUCUGGCAACAUUUGGUUUCAAGUUUCUUUUCAAAAUGUAAUUUAUUUAGUCCAUAUCUCAAGAAAACAACAGGCCCUCAAAAAAGAAAGGUUACGUUUGUGUCACUUUUCAACACACUGACUCACAAUUAACUUAUCAUCGGUGCUGUUACUGAGACGGUUGUUGGAGCACAUAAUGAAAAAGAUGACAUUUUCCGAACAUAUACCUUCUGUAAUUAAUGCUGAUGUGCUAAUAUUUCCUUGUUGUCAUCAAAUCUUCCCUGCCCUGUGUUUGACUGACAGCCAAGUCCACUGGUUCCUGCUGAAUACAUAAACCAUUAGAAACCUGUCAGUUUCUUUUUUCCUUUCCUGAAACAGCUGAUCAAAUGUCACUUGUCGGGCAGUAUUUGUAAUUUCACUUUUCAAUGUUGGCAUUAUAGUAACUCUUGACAGCAACAACUCACUGCAUGUUAGCAGUGAAGGACAGUCAUCUUGUUCUGCUUGGUCUCCAAACAACUUGGUCUAUACAAAGCAAAGGAUGCUGGUUAACUUCAGGUUACUAAAUGUCUUUGGUCAAGUUUAGGGGAAAUCAGGAUUAUGAUUUAAUACAAAGACGUUAAACCUAUCCCAUCUCUGUCUUCUUCUUGACUUUCUCAAUAUUCAACCCAAGAUCUGUCCCUGCAGCUGUGCUUUGAGAGGCCUAAACAGAACCACAAAGUCAUAAAUCAUGUUUGGUUGCCAAAAGCAAUUAUUGUAAGAAAAAAUAUAUAUAUGUUGACAAUGUGUUUUGCUGAUAUAUUUAAUAUGAAUAUUUUAUUUUAAAGAUUGCUCAUUCUUAUGUUGAUUAAACCCAUAAUUCUGGUGGUAUUUCAUUCCUUAAACUGAACUCUGUAGGACACUGCGUAUAUUCCUUCAUUCAGUCUUUAAUUGAAGUUGUUUCCAUUUCUGUAAGAAAGAGUGGGUUGGUUUAAUAGUAGUGAGCGACGCAUCCGUCCUGGUGACACCAUUAUUACUUCAUGUGGAAGUUGCGUUUGCCAGGAGAAAAACAUAAACAUCAAAAUGUGCCAUUUUUUAAAAUUUUUUCACUAACUUGUGCCACUGAUCCAAUCUCAUCCACAUUUGUCUCAAUUUUUUGUUUCUCGUGCAUGUUGCAGUUAUCACUGAGCACAGCAGCCAAGCUAUUUGAAUCAUUAUAGAGAUGAAAGAUGAACACUAUGAUCCAGUUGAGGAGACAGUAUUAAAUACACAUCAUGUUCUAUUUAAAAAAAAAAGUAAAGUGUUCCAUCCAGAAUUUUGUUCUUGUCAGGGUGAUCAUCAUUGGCAACUGAUAGGAACAGUCACUGACAUAUUCCUACGUAAUGUAUAGAUUUCCAACAGAAUAUCCUAUCGGGCAAUUGGUGGACAACAUCUCUGUCCUUACUGACCCUAGAACACUGUACAGUGUAUCUGUAGCAGUCAGUGUUCAUCUGUGUUGAAAAGAAGCAUAUGUAUUUUGUCUCCAGAUGUGUUAAACCCUGUUUGAAAGCCUGUCUGUCUGCGAUGAUGACAAUGUAACCGAUAAUGACUGUCAGUGGAACCAGCACCACCUGAGAAACAAAGACACCGUUCACCCAGUGUUUGUAAGAUUGUGCAGCUAAACUUUCUCAAUGUGGAUAUUUAGAUUCAUUCUAAGCGCAUCCAUCGCCGUGGCACAUUUCAAGGUGUCGUAGACAAUCACUCCACCUGCCUUAACUUAAUGUCUAAGAUACACACACACCAGGUUAUUCCAGUUGAGAGAGCUGUGUAAUCACUCUGUACAGUAUAUUUAUGUUGUGAAGUGAAUAUCUACUGCAAGAUGAAGAUACAUUUCAACACAAAAAGUUCUCCGCUUAAUGUCGAGGUCAAAAUGCUACUGUGGUGGAACUGAUUCCCUUGAUAUUGCCUUUGUUUUUGAUCACUUCUUUCCUUCCUGUGAGUUCACAGUCUGUCCCAUCUUUAACUGAAGUGAAGAGAAAGUGACCUAAACAUUUUGUUUUCUUUAUAUAUAUUUUAUUGUAAUAGCAUCAUAACAAUAAAAUAAAAUUCAAUGAAGAAAA
Pleuronectes platessa (European plaice) is the source of this 4798-nucleotide messenger RNA. RefSeq names its product nuclear receptor subfamily 5 group A member 2. Gene Ontology annotation, molecular function: nuclear receptor activity; RNA polymerase II cis-regulatory region sequence-specific DNA binding; zinc ion binding. The record is from RefSeq and is a predicted model, not a curated record. The coding region runs from base 207 to 1661 and encodes 484 amino acids. The transcript is spliced from 7 exons. Gene Ontology annotation, biological process: hormone-mediated signaling pathway; regulation of transcription by RNA polymerase II; tissue development. NCBI's taxonomy places the organism in Eukaryota, Metazoa, Chordata, Actinopteri, Pleuronectiformes, Pleuronectidae. Gene Ontology annotation, cellular component: RNA polymerase II transcription regulator complex.